Molecule: messenger RNA, 1900 nt
Organism: Aspergillus fijiensis CBS 313.89
Lineage: Eukaryota; Fungi; Ascomycota; Eurotiomycetes; Eurotiales; Aspergillaceae
Product: chaperonin-containing T-complex subunit CCT6
Exons: 7
Coding region: 122-1744 (540 amino acids)
Biological process (GO): protein folding
Cellular component (GO): chaperonin-containing T-complex
Molecular function (GO): ATP binding; ATP hydrolysis activity; ATP-dependent protein folding chaperone
Source: RefSeq, a predicted model, not a curated record
CACCGCUAAGGUUUCUGGCAGUGCGGGCAUCCUCUAUCGGGCCUAUAGCAACAGCAAGCUGGUUUAAUCUCAAGUCCUUUCGUUGGGUCCUUGUUGCUUGUCAUUCAAUCCUUCUGCAGAAAUGUCUGCGACGCAAUUACUCAACCCCAAGGCCGAGUCGAGGCGGAGAGCGGAGGCUUUGAAAGUGAACAUUAGCGCUGGUGAGGGUCUCCAGGAUGUCUUGAAGUCCAAUCUUGGUCCCUCUGGAACGUUGAAGAUGUUGGUGGACGGUGCAGGCGGAAUCAAAUUAACUAAAGAUGGCAACGUUCUUCUCCGUGAGAUGCAAAUUCAAAACCCCACGGCUGUUAUGAUCGCUCGUGCUGCGACAGCUCAGGAUGAUAUUACUGGCGACGGAACGACGUCCGUUGUCCUGUCGGUUGGAGAGCUCUUGAAGCAGGCAGAUCGUUACAUCUCCGAGGGUCUGCACCCUAGAGUCAUCACGGAUGGUUAUGAGAUUGCAAAGAACGAGACUCUCAAGUUCCUCGAUCAGUUUAAGAUCGAGCGAGCCAUCGACCGCGAACUCCUACUGUCCGUCGCCCGGACGUCCCUCAGCACAAAACUGAACAGCGCCCUCGCUGAGAAGCUCACCCCCGAUAUUGUCGAUGCCGUCCUCGCUAUCCACAGAGCUCCUGAGAAGCCCGAUUUGCACAUGGUUGAGAUUAUGACGAUGCAACACCGCACCUCUUCCGAUACCAAGCUCAUCCGUGGUCUUGCUCUUGACCACGGCGCCAGACAUCCCGAUAUGCCUAAGCGUGUGGAGAAUGCUUUCAUCUUGACACUGAACGUCAGCUUGGAGUACGAGAAAUCUGAAAUCAACUCCGGUUUCUACUACUCUUCUGCUGAGCAAAGAGACAAGUUGGUGGAGAGUGAGCGCAAGUUUGUGGAUGCCAAGCUGCAGAAAAUCGUGGAGCUCAAGAAGCUUGUUUGCGGCAACGAUCCUAAGAAGAGCUUCGUUGUGAUCAACCAGAAGGGAAUCGACCCCCUGAGUUUGGAUGUCCUUGUCAAGAACGGAAUCUUGGCUCUCCGGAGAGCUAAGCGCAGAAACAUGGAGCGUCUCCAGCUUAUUUGCGGUGGUGUCGCACAGAACAGCGUGGAGGAUAUGACCCCCGAUGUUCUCGGCUGGGCUGGUCUUGUCUAUGAGCACCAGCUUGGUGAGGAGAAGUACACUUUCGUCGAGGAAGUCAAGGAUCCUAAGUCCGUGACUAUCCUCAUCAAGGGCCCCAACCAGCACACCAUUGCGCAAGUGAAGGACGCUGUUCGUGACGGUCUGCGCUCCGUUUACAACACCAUCGUCGAUGGUUGUGUCGUUCCCGGUGCCGGUGCGUUCCAAGUGGCCUGCGCCGGCCACCUGUCGUCCGACGCCUUCAAGAAGACUGUUAAGGGUAAGGCCAAAUGGGGUGUCCAGGCUUUCGCCGAUGCACUUUUGAUCAUUCCCAAGACUCUUGCAGCCAACUCGGGCCACGAUAUCCAGGACUCACUGGCGAUGCUUCAAGACGAGCUCGCCAACGGCAACAACGCCGGUCUGGACUUGACCACCGGCGAGCCGAUGGAUCCUGUGCAAGAGGGUGUUUUUGACUCUUUCCGUGUGUUGCGUAAUUGCAUUGCCUCCAGCACGGGCAUUGCCUCGAACCUUCUACUUUGCGAUGAGUUGCUCAAGGCCCGUCAAAUGAGCAGACAGUCAGGACCUGGUGGUAUGGACGAGUAAUGUGGCUUCUACAGACAAGGUAUAUCAUGUAAAGCACUUCUGUGAAUUUCUUCAUCGGUUUGCAGGUUAGAAAAAUACUCUACGUCGAAAGUAGGCUCAAAAUUGGCCAUACUAAUGCAUCUUUGGCACAUCCUAAUUGAAUCGAAUAUAAUCCAC